CUCUCCUAACCCUCCUCCAACCCCAGUCCGUCCACGCUCCGUUGGCUUUGCAACGCCGCCGCCGCCGCCGCCUGCGCCUGCUCCGUCACCGGCCCGCCGCGCGGCGCGUGCUCUCCUCGCGAUAGACAAAACCAACCAUGGUGAUUCCUCCACCAGAACGGGCAGCUAGAGUCACCCAUUUUCUCAAGCCCUACCUGUUGAGGAUGCAUUUCACAAACAAGUAUGUAUCCGCUCAGGUCAUCCAUACCCCAACAGCAACUGUUGCAUGUUCCGCAAGCUCACAAGAGAAGCUGCUGAGACCAAACAUGGAGUCGACCCGUGAUGUCGCAGCGGCUGCGAAAAUUGGGAAAUUGCUCGGUGAACGCCUGCUGCUCAAGGGAAUACCUGCAGUGUCCAUCCACAUGAAGAGAGAACAGAAGUACCAUGGGAAAGUCAAGGCUGUUAUAGAUUCUGUCAGGGAAGUCGGAGUCAAGCUAUUGUGAUUGUGAAGUUGAAACAUAUUGAAUUCAGUUAGCGUUUGGGCAACAUUGAGCUGUAUUUCUCAAGUUUGCACCACUGCAACAAUGGCAGGAACUUUGCUGUUUCAAAAUUCAAAGCUAAAUGGGACAUUUUCUAGGUCAAUAAAAGGACUUUGCAUUUUUUAAUGA
Molecule: messenger RNA, 647 nt
Organism: Phragmites australis (common reed)
Lineage: Eukaryota; Viridiplantae; Streptophyta; Magnoliopsida; Poales; Poaceae
Exons: 2
Coding region: 138-482 (114 amino acids)
Biological process (GO): translation
Cellular component (GO): ribosome
Molecular function (GO): 5S rRNA binding; structural constituent of ribosome
Source: RefSeq, a predicted model, not a curated record